Paramuricea clavata is the source of this 1608-nucleotide messenger RNA. The record is from the annotation of a GenBank genome assembly. NCBI's taxonomy places the organism in Eukaryota, Metazoa, Cnidaria, Anthozoa, Malacalcyonacea, Plexauridae.
UUAUAGAAAAACCCACACGUGUUACGAAAUCCUCUAAAACAUUGAUAGACCAUCUUAUUACUAACUUCCCACAAAGGAUUGCUGACACUGGCAUUAUUCCCUGCUCAAUUGUCAGCGAUCAUGAUGGCAUUUACGCAAGUAUUAAUGUACGAGUCCCCAGGUUUGAAGCACGACAUAAAUAUAUACGGGAUAUUAAGUCUCUAAAUGAAAGUUUAUUUAUUGAGGAUUUCUCCACUUUACCUUUGUCUGUCAUAGCUUAUUCUGAUGACCCAGACGAACAACUAGAAUCCCUGAACUCCCUGUUCUUUGAGUGUUUAGAAAGGCAUGCACCCUUGAGAAGAGUCCGAGUGACGCGUCCCCCGGCUCCAUGGAUGAAGUCUGCCAAUAUCCAAACUCUUCAAAAAGAAAGAGAUCAUUUAAGACAUAAAGCUCAUCAAAGCGACGCUGAUAACGGUGUAUGGACCGCUUUUCGACUUGUUAGAAACAACUUAAAGUCUGCAAUAAGAUCAGCAUGGAAGGCAUUCAUCGAAAAAGCGCAGCUGUCUUCUAACAAAUCACGCGAUAUAUGGAGAGUUAUCCACAGGAUUCUGAAGCCAAAUCCGAAGCCUCUUCGCGUAGACCCUGACGAACUAAAUACCCAUUUUUCCACCACGGCAGAGAGAACACUCGAGGCCUCUGUUGUGUCUUUAAGUGAUCUGACAAGUCUGACAGACAAUCUGCCUGCACAGAGUUCUAAUGGCGAUCAAUUUAAUCUGAAACCUGUCACCCAAGAGGAUGUCUUCAAAUGUAUACGUGCAUUACGCUCAGAUUGUUCCACUGGUGUUGAUAAUAUUCCAGCCAGAUUCGUCAAGUUGGUCGCUGAACAUCUUGCCUGUCUUGUAACUAGCAUAACAAACAAAUGCAUCAGCAACGCAUAUUUCCCAAAGCUGUGGAAAAUAGCCAGAGUCUCUCCAAUUCCUAAAGUAGAAAACCCAACAUCCAAUGACCAGCUACGACCAAUCUCAAUACUCCCAGUGUUAUUAAAGGUGUUUGAGAAAUUGGUUGCUGGACAAAUGUCAGAAUUCGCAGAGAGAGCUGCGCUGCUACCUGAUCGCAUUUCAGGUUUCCGAAAGGGACAUUCGACAACAAGCGUCCUUUUGGGGAUACGAGACGAUAUCCGUCAUGCUAUGAAAAAAGGGGAAAUUACCUUGAUGGUCCUAGCAGACUUUAGCAAAGCAUUUGACACUAUUUGUUUUAAAAGCACCAUUGAAAAGUUUUAUAAGUUGGGCUUCUCAAAGACCUUCCUGAAGUGGUGGCUGAGCUAUUUAUCUGGUCGUUCCCAGUUUGUGCAGAUAGACGAUAAAUCUUCUUCUCGUAAACCAAUACAUUUUGGAAUUCCUCAAGGAUCGAUCCUGGGGCCAUUGAUUUUUAACCUCUACGUUGCUGACUUGAAUGACGUCAUUUCUUCUCAUACCAACUGUUAUCAGUAUGCAGACGAUACAACCUUGUAUAAUCAUUGCAAAGUGGCAGACCUCACGACUGGGGAAACGAGCAUGAAUAAAACCCUCACUAAACUUAGCAAUUGGUCACAAGGAUCGAAUCUGGCACUUAAUCCAACCAAGACAAAAU